Messenger RNA from Phyllotreta striolata, 1017 nucleotides. The record is from the annotation of a GenBank genome assembly. NCBI's taxonomy places the organism in Eukaryota, Metazoa, Arthropoda, Insecta, Coleoptera, Chrysomelidae.
AAAAGAAGGGACCAAUUUGGAAACGAUUAGAAUGCAGUAUUUAAUUCCAACGAUUUUAAAAAUUUCGAAAGAAUGACGUGUCGGUUGUCGAAUUGUUGAAUAGUUAUUCGCGAAUUUAACUAUGGAUCGUUUGGUGCGAUUUUUCGAUAGUUUUAGCAAAAAAGAUUCUACAACAGAAAAAUGGUUGAUGAUUACGAGCCUUCUACCAGUAGUUUUAUCUUCCCUGCUAUAUUUAAUUGCAGUUUUAAUCGUCUUGCCGGCUUACAUGAAAGACAGGAAACCAUUCCAGGGCCGCAAAAUGAUAAUAAUUUACAACACAGUACAAGUUUGGCUUAACAUUUGGAUAUUUUUUGGACUUCUUCCUAACGUAUCCGACUCGUUUCGUUGUUAUCCCGAUGGAGUCAAACAUCCGCCUAAAAAUAAUAUAAAAGCGUUCAGUUACUACUUUCAUUUAACGAAAUAUUUAGACUUUUUAGAUACAAUAAUUUUUAUUGUAAGAAAAAAAUACAGUCAAGUGACUCUCCUUCACUUGUACCAUCACAGUACCAUGCCUUUGACGACGUGGUUCUGCGUCCGGUACGGCCCCGAUGGCAGGGUUUCCUUGCACGCUUUGCUCAAUUCCUUCGUUCACGUUUUCACCUACCUCUAUUACCUGGCGAGCAUUCUGGGCCCCCAGGUGAGGAGGUUCCUCUGGUGGAAAAAGUACAUCACUCUACUACAAAUGGCGCAGUUCGUCGUUAUUACGAUCCAUUCGAUUCAAUCGGCUUUAUACGGAUGCAACGUUUCCCUGGUCUUAAGCCUUCUAACCGGCAUGCAAAGUUUGAUUUAUAUGAUACUGUUUAUCGAUUUCUACAAAAAGGCCUACGGGACGCACAAAAGCGCGAAGGAAACGAUCGGGGACUUUGAGGUGCAUAAAAAGAACGAAUGAAAUUAUUGUUUUUUUCGUUACCGUAAUCUCCUUGUGGGUCGUUCAAAUAGAAUGUGAAUUAUCCAAUAAAGAUUAGUAGUGUUGUAUGA